GGAGAAUUCUGGGAAGAGGAAAGGCAGAGGCACGGUCACCAGCCAGAUGCAGAGGAAGUAAGAUGAGAAUGCCCCACUGAGAAUAGGUACCAAGCUGUGGCUAAACAUAGAAUCCCUGGAAUCAUUAGAUCUUCACAGCUCUCUAAGGACCCCACUCUGACUGAGGGCACAGAGCUGCUAACUUGAACCUUGAACCUCCUUUCCUAGGAUGUUCUUGUCUACCGGCCUAAGUUAACUGUCUCUGUGAUAUUUAUAUGCAGAUUUUUACCAGCUUGGAGGUGACAUGUGGCUUCUAACGACCCUGCUCCUUUGGGUUCCAGGCGGUGGACAAGUGGUCAGUGACAGGAAGGCUGUGAUCACCUUGCAGCCUCCGUGGGUCAGUAUUUUCCAGAAGGAAAAUGUCACUUUAUGGUGUGAGGGGCCCCACCCGCCUGGAGGCAGUUCCACAAAGUGGCUUCUGAACAACACGGUCCUUCAGGUCUCCACGCCUAGUUACAGGAUCACUGAGGCCACUUUCAAGGACAGUGGUGAAUACAGGUGCCAGACCGGUCUCUCAAUGCCAAGCGACCCUGUACAGUUGGAAAUCCACACAGAAUUGCUGCUACUCCAAGCCUCCCGCAGAGUCCUCACGGAAGGAGAACCUCUGGCCUUGCGAUGUCAUGGAUGGAAGAACAAGCUGGUGUACAAUGUGGUUUUCUAUCAAAAUGGAAAAUCCUUUAACUUUUCUCGAGGUUCUGAGGUCAAAAUUCUGAAAACCAACCUGAGUCACAAUGGCGUCUACCACUGCUCAGGAAUGGGAAGUAACCUCCGCUUCGAGUCUGCCGGAAUGGCUGUCACUGUGAAAGAGCUGUUUGCAGCUCCAGUGCUGAGAGCAUCCUUGUCUUCUCCCUUCCUGGAGGGGAGUCCGGUCACCCUGAGUUGUGAGACAAAGUUGCUCGUACAGAGUCCUGGCUUGCGGCUUUACUUCUCCUUCUACGUGGGUAGCAAGAUCCUGGAGGAUAGGAAUACAUCCUCAGAGUACCACAUACCAAGUGCCGGAAGCGAAGAUUCUGGGUUGUACUGGUGUGAGGUAGCCACAGAGGACGGCAGUGUCCUUAAGCACAGUCCUGAGCUGGAGCUUAGAACACUUGGUCACCAAUCGUCAUCUGCCCCUGACUGGUUUCACAUCCUUUUCUCUCUGGCAAUGGGAAUAAUGCUUUUGGUGGACACAGUUCUCUGUGUGAAAAUAUAUAAAAUGUUGCCAAGAAGGAAAAACUACAAUGUAGAAGUCUGUUUCGUUUCUGAUGAGGGGAAGAAAGAAACUUCCGCCUAGCAAGUUAGAAGCGAUGAUGUGUCUGAAGAAAGAGACCUUGCGAGACGGACCGCACCAAAAGAGGGCGCAGCUCAGUGGGCGACCAUGGACCUGGACAGCUGACUCCCUCCCUCCCUGUGCCAGCGCUGAGGCACAAACUUCCAAAAGAUAACUGACACUCAGACUGUGGGACCCUGGCACGUGGCGCUCAAAUAAAGCAAAUGUACAAACUGA
This is a messenger RNA of Microtus ochrogaster (prairie vole), 1525 nucleotides long. It is a transcript of the gene Fcgr1a, whose product is annotated as Fc gamma receptor Ia. The record is from RefSeq and is a predicted model, not a curated record. Gene Ontology annotation, molecular function: IgG receptor activity; IgG binding. Gene Ontology annotation, biological process: cell surface receptor signaling pathway; positive regulation of phagocytosis; positive regulation of tumor necrosis factor production. Lineage: Eukaryota; Metazoa; Chordata; Mammalia; Rodentia; Cricetidae. Gene Ontology annotation, cellular component: external side of plasma membrane.